Messenger RNA from Aphis gossypii (cotton aphid), 3637 nucleotides. RefSeq lists its product as uncharacterized. The record is from RefSeq and is a predicted model, not a curated record. Lineage: Eukaryota; Metazoa; Arthropoda; Insecta; Hemiptera; Aphididae. The coding region runs from base 498 to 2147 and encodes 549 amino acids. The transcript is spliced from 7 exons.
CACGCACGUCAAUGCUCUCGCGCUCACGGGGUACACAACCCAGCCGCUACACUCACGCGUCUUCUAACGACAACGACGACGACGACGACGACGACGACGCGAAGCGCCAGAACGACGUCAAGUGCCAGAACGACGUGUGCAAUCGCCUAAGCCGCACGGACAGCGACACAUUAACCACUACAAUAAAACAUUAGUGUUUGUGUAUUUUUUCUGUAUUUUUCGGUUUCGAUUCUAUCGCGUCUUCGUUUACCGGUGUGCGCUUAGCCACCCCGAGCCAUAAGCUCCCUCGAGACUUCACCGCACGAUUUUUUUGCAAACGACAAAUUUUCAAUCAAUUUUUCACACUAUCUCACCCUCGCAAACCCACUGCUGCGGUAGAAGAUUUUAUAGUGAUAUUUCGAUAAUACAUAUUAUUGUAUUGUCCGGCGACAUAAAUUAUAAACACCACCGUCGUAUAACAUAACACGUCGACGACGGUCAUAUUCAUAACCGCCAUAAUGAUGCUGACACCACGGUUACUUGUCACCAUAGCCGUGCUGUGGCUGAUCACUGUCACGGUGCAGUCCAGGCCCACCUCCGAUUCCGGGGAACCGGAACUAGACGAGUCCGCGGAACCUUCAGUCGAUCCCUCGGUCCUAAUGGUGCCGGCACGCGUGCUCACCGACCCGGAAUCGCCGUUUGGCAAGAUGUUGCGCGAUCGACUGCGUACCAUGUCCGAUCACGACCUGUCCGUCCUGGAAUCAAAUCUGCAGACCGGAACCAAAACUACAGACCACUUGGAAGACCAGGAUAUGAUGAUGGGGGAUAUGCCGUCGGUGGACGAUCCGCAAGACUCGUCGUCUCCGGCUCCUUCGCUUGGACUAGUCACAGUGACGCCGGACGAUUACACCGACGAGUUUUCGCGCAGAGAAAGCCCUGAGUCUGCAGAUCCUGAGGUCAGUGAUAAAAAUCUCAGAAUUGAAACCAUUCAAAAUCAGAUGAUAAACUUUAUGGGGACAAGGUUUCCUCAAAUACUCUCGCCAAGUCCAAUGAUGAAGACGGGUCCGAAUCCAGUAAUACCUAUUCAACAAAGAGAUGCCAUAAGAGUAUUUUACAACAACUUAAAUAAAUUUCCAACCUAUCCUUCUGAUACGUAUAUUGAAAAAACGCAAAGCUUCUAUCCUACUUGUGAAUUACCAAAGCACACAAGUGAAGGCGUCUGGAAUACAAAGGAAUCAAUGAAUUUAAUGUUUAACAUUAGUUUACCCAAAUCGUCUAAGGGAAUAUCAAUAAACGUUAACAUGGCUAGACUCAGACUCUACAAACAAUUCGUAGCUUGUUAUUCACAAUCGAGUAAUGAGACCGAUGAUUCUCAAGCAUGCCCACAGACAUUUUAUGUAGAAACUAUGAAACAAUCCAGCACUAAUUUGUCUACAGCUGGUGUAGUACCGCUAAUAAUGGACGAGAGACAAAUUCGCGUAUCAGUUUAUGCGUACACCAGAUCACUUAAGAGGAAGAGAGCAGUAAAGAGGAAAUUGUUGGAUAGUCGUAUGGUGCCAUAUUACAGUGAGAAAUGGACAGAAUGGAACAUUCGUAAUGCAGUAAAGAUUUGGCAUAAGAACCCAGUUCGUAAUUACGGAAUCAGUAUUGAAGUUGAAGAUGAAGAUGGCAACUUGCUGCCGGUCAGCAAAUUUUUCAGACCCAUGAAUUGCUCGGGCGACGCUCAAAUGAUAAUUCCGAAGCCGGUACCUGGGUUCAUAAUGGAGGCAGUGCACAACGGUUACUCGGACACCGUCACGACUAACAACAGUAACGCCAACACGGUCGACGCGUUCGCGCUCAGCUUCAAUAUGCACCGGUAUCCGAUAAUGGACGUUACCACGGUAGAAAUGCCUGAAUCGGAGGUGAACAACGCUAUGCUUUACCAGUACGCGAAGAACGCGUUUGAACAGGUGGGCGACAGUGGCACGGCGGCCUACUUACCCGAGGAGCAGGAAGACCAGGGUAACCAGCAUCGGAUCCGGCACGGUAGCCGGCAGCACCGGAACAACGGAACCAUACCCGGAAGUCUGUCCAGAGAUGGCCACGAGCUCCGCGAUCAGAUCAUCCCGCAAGGCGUAGUCCAACUGCACAAACCAUCGACCACCGAGAGCCCGGACAACAGAUAAUUAUGGCGGAAUUGGUCGAUGAUCAACUGCUGACACGUCGAAUCAUAAUAUAUUAUACGUGUGCACAGUGUGUUUUCAAAACAUCUAUUUUAGGCUCGUCGGUGCAAAUAAGAUGAUAGCUGGCUUGGGUAAAUUUUAACCACUGCUACAAACAAACAAUUAUUUAACAGUAAUCUUGAACCGCCUACCAUCCUAAAAAAUAGUAAUUUGCGCUAUUUUAAUUUUGUAACUUAUUAGAUAUAUUUAAUUUAUUUUAAAACCAUAUUUUUUUAAAUAGUAUAUAAAUUGUUAAAGCCCAAAAACUGCCCCAAUAAUUGGAUAAAAUAUUGUCUGCUUACGAUUGAAAAACAUUACUCUAUAUCCAUGUACUCGUAUAACACAUAAUCUAAUAUAAACACAUCAAUAUAAUAUGAUACAUGUGCAAUUCCACUUUUUGGCCUAUUAAAACCAUUAAUUUAUGUAAUAAACAUCAAUUAAGCAACCGAUAGAUCAAUAAUGUUUAGGUGUAAAAAACACAUUUUCGAGCCCUGUCCGUUUUGACCUAAGUCCGUAUAUGACAAACACACACACACGUUUCUUUUUAUACAUAGCAUAAACACUUCAAACCCAAUGAUAGAUUUUUUUUUCGUGUUAUAUAUUAUUAUAUUGUUGAGGUGGAGGGACAUAAUAUUAUUUAUUGAUGUAUGUACAUACGUGUACGUAUAGUGUGUCGAUUGGAAAAUAGAUUUAGUAUAACUUUAAUUUAUAUUAUUAUUAUUAUUUUUACUACUAUUAUAAUUGUACUAACACUAUGUAAAAUGUUCCUAUAGUUUUUAUAAUUAGUGACGACCAAUAUAAAAUCAGUUAUGUUUUAAUUUCGUAGUCGACCUAUAUCAACAAAUUAGAUAUUUAAUUUGUUAAAAUCUUGACUACGCCAUCAGUGAAAUAGAAAAAUACAAUAACAGCAAUAAAAAUUAAUACUCCCCGCACCAUUAACAUUGUUGUAAUAAUCCAUGCCUCGAUCGUACACAUUAUUCGUUAGGUACCUACAUAUUAUUAUUAUUAAAUUAUUCAAUUUAUUUUAGUAAUUUAUUACAUUUUGUUAAAAUAUUAAUUUAUUUCAUACAGACUAAGCGACGUACGUAUUUUUCUUUUUUUAUGAACAAUAGGUAUUUAUUAUAUUAUUUACCGGUACCCACUAAGUACCCCUAAUUACGUGUUAUGUUUGUUAAUGCGCAAUAUAUUAUUCAUCUUAUCUAGAGCGAUGUCUGCGGACAUCCGAAUACUAUAUUUCCGCAUACUUCUAUCAAUAACAUAUUUGAACUAUUAAUUUAUUUAUUAGUCUUAAGUUUUUUUUUUAUUUUUGUCUUUUUUUUAAAAAGCUUUCAUUACGAACAUAUUCGUAAUGUGUUUAGACAUAAUGCUUCUUAACGAUGUACCCUUCUUUUACAUGUAAAUAAUCGCUGUACUUUGUUUUAUUUAUAUUUAUAUAUAUAUAUAUAUUUAUCGUA